Messenger RNA from Stereum hirsutum FP-91666 SS1, 1017 nucleotides. Its product is annotated as PDT-domain-containing protein. Bases 1 to 1017 code for a protein of 338 amino acids. Gene Ontology annotation, biological process: L-phenylalanine biosynthetic process. Gene Ontology annotation, cellular component: cytoplasm. NCBI's taxonomy places the organism in Eukaryota, Fungi, Basidiomycota, Agaricomycetes, Russulales, Stereaceae. The record is from RefSeq and is a predicted model, not a curated record. Gene Ontology annotation, molecular function: chorismate mutase activity; prephenate dehydratase activity. The transcript is spliced from 5 exons.
AUGACCACUCCCGAGUUAACUCUGGGAAAGGGUAGAUUGCCCGUCCUCGCUUUCCUCGGUCCGGAAGGAACAUACUCGCACCAGGUUGCCCAUGCUAAUUUCGCGGCUUCGGUGGAGUAUAGCCCGAGGGCAGGCAUAGCUGACGUCUAUCAUAGCGUCGGCGAAACGAUUCCUCUCGGACUGCUCCCGCAGGAAAAUACUAUCUACGGGGCGGUAACGGAGACCUAUGAUAUCCUGCGUUCCCUAGAUCUUGGUAAGACGAAAUGGAUACGCGGGGCUGUGGUUCUUCCUGUAAGCCAUUGUCUCCUUGCGAGAAAGGGGCAGAAGUUAUCAGGGAUCAAGAGAGUGUUGAGCCACGAACAGGCUCUAGGUCAGUGUGGCAAGUUUCUCUCGACGCAUCUACCCGACGCGAAGUUGGUGAAAGUGUCCUCGACGGCCCUCGCGGCUCAAAAUCUUAGCCUAUCACUGGAUGCCGGUCCAUCCAGUCUUGACUCAAAGGUGAAUACCAUGGAGUGUGCUGUCAUAGCCUCCAAGUUCUGCGAGACAAUUUUCGAUGAACUGGAAGUAUUGCACGAAGGGAUACAGAACGAAGAAGACAACUUUACGCGGUUCUACGUGCUCGCGAACCAUCCCACUUCCCCCGUACCUUUGAUCUCAAACCCAAAUCACGAAGACUCGCAAGGAAGUGGACAAGCACUCGUACGCAUCACCGUUGGACCGAUAGUGCACUCGCCAACAGCAGAGUCGACAACAUCGCCGUCCAUCUUAGAAUGCUUAGCUAUGCUACCGCACGCUGUCUCCCGCGUAGAUCGGCGACCGUCCAUACAACCUAUUCCCUUCCAAGACGUAUAUUUCGUAGAACUAUUAGAGCGGUUCGACAACUUGAAUAUAAAUGAUGGAGAUGGUAGUGACGGUCUUGAGAGGGAGGGCGAGUCGCGAUGGGCAAAGGGAGUCCAAGAUGGUGUGCGUCGAGUAAACGACGGAGGCGGGUGUGCGCAGAUUUUAGGGAUCUGGUAG